This is a messenger RNA of Zophobas morio, 1793 nucleotides long. Its product is annotated as potassium channel subfamily K member 1-like. Gene Ontology annotation, biological process: stabilization of membrane potential; potassium ion transmembrane transport. The record is from RefSeq and is a predicted model, not a curated record. Gene Ontology annotation, cellular component: plasma membrane. Gene Ontology annotation, molecular function: outward rectifier potassium channel activity; potassium ion leak channel activity. NCBI's taxonomy places the organism in Eukaryota, Metazoa, Arthropoda, Insecta, Coleoptera, Tenebrionidae. The coding region runs from base 222 to 1331 and encodes 369 amino acids. The transcript has 5 exons.
CGGCAGCAUUUCUAAUUUCAGUAGACACCUUCACUCAGUGGUGGUGACUUCGACACUCGAACAAAUUCGUGGAGCGAAUUUUCAGUGUUUCUUAAAUUUUUUACAAUGGAAGAACGGACUUUACAACCAUUUAUUCACGCGAGCAAAGUGUGUGACUUUUCAUUUUUGUGCCAAAUUAGUGAUAGUUUAUAGCAGUAGGUUUUUGUAAAUAACUCAUAAAAAUGGAGUUUAGAAAUUACGGAACUUGUAUUGAACCAACAGUAUUAACUGGAAAAAUGGAAACGAUCCCCGUUGUUCAUAGAAGAAUCUCACGCCACUAUGAAGGGACUAAAAUGCUGGGAAUGUGCAGAACUUCUUUUUUGUUCUCCGUUUAUUUGAUAAUUUAUGUGAUGUUUUUGUUCAGCGGUGCUGCCGUGUUUAGUGUGUUAGAAACUCCCCCUGAAAGGGCUACCAAAGCAAGGGUAGAUGGGGCUAUACAGAAAUUUUUGAACGAUAACCCAAGUGUGUCAGAUCAAGCUCUUGAAGAACUAAUUAGUGAAAUAGUAAAAGCUAGCAACCGAGGUGUCUCAGCAGCUAGAAAUGCUUCUGGGGAGCCAAACUGGAGUUUUGGACAAUCAUUGUUCUUCUCUAGUACAGUAGUGACGACAAUAGGAUAUGGUCACGUAACACCAUUAAGCAGAAGCGGCAAAAUAUUUUGCAUGCUGUAUGCUAUGGUAGGGAUUCCAUUAACACUAGUCCUUCUCUCUGCUUUGGUUGAACGACUGCUAAUUCCGACUGUGUGGUUACUGCAAUGGCUGAAUUCACGCCUUGGGCAUUUGUAUCAACCUUUCAACAUUCGUCUUUUGCACCUAUUUAUCAUAGUGCUAAUCCUGAUCGGAUUAUUCCUCCUCACCCCAGCUGCCGUUUUCGCAACCUUAGAACCUGAGUGGGACUACUUAGACUCUCUUUACUAUUGCUUCAUAUCGCUAACAACGAUCGGAUUGGGCGACUACAUUCCGGGUGACUCCGCUAACCAACCCUAUAGACCUUUGUAUAAAAUAGCAACAACUGGUUAUCUCUUCUUGGGGAUAACUUUCAUGAUGUUGACAUUGGCUGUUUUCUACGACAUACCUCAGCUUAAUUUGGGGUUACUCUUCAGCAGCAGUGAUGAAACCAAUAUGGAGAAGGUGAGAUUGGCCGGUGCCGGCAUGGGACUGCAGUAUGGAGCUGGAUCUGUGUACAGUCCGGGCGACGACAAUAGUCAUCGGCAAGUUGUCAGAGUCAGAUCAAGAAGAGAUGACAGCCCUAGUCCUGAUGAAGCGCCGCAAAUGAAAGAAUUUCAACUUCCUUGAGGGUGCACAAUUUUUGUAUGAACCAAUGGGAAUGGAACUGAUUUUCCUUUGUUUUUUUCAUAGUAAUUAUAUAAAUGACUUGAGAAUUUGUCUCUGAUGAAAUGUUACUCAAGUUAGUCCAACCAGACUUGUAGUAGGAAUUAAUAAAUGUUCGCCACAACACCAAUACGUUUACAAAAGCCUAUUCCACGCAACUAUGAUGUAGUAAUCGCAAUUGCACUGAAUUAACUUAUUAUCUAUCUUAUGAUCAGUACCUACGAUGUAGUUAAUUUAUAAUUUGCCAAAAUAUUAUAAUAAAAAAUAUUUUUACGAGAUUUUAAUAUACAUUGUUUAUUUUUACAAAAAUUAUAUUUAGAAAGGAACUGUAUCAAUCAACAUUCUUAUGUAUUAUUGUGUAGGUUGUAAGACUCUCAUCUGUCUCAAUUACUUGUGGACCAAAUAAACGAAAAAAUAAACACAUUA